GCCAGACAGAGAUGAGGACCCUAGUCUACGAGCCACUAAUUGUCUUCCUAGGCACGCCCUCGAGGACGGAAGCCCCAGUUCUGCUGUGAAGCACAACUGUUCACCUCCUCCUCUGCGUCGCCGAAGGGAGCAGCGACGGUGUGCGCGACCCCUCGGGCCCCCACCCAGAACUGAUCACCUAAUAAAGGCCUUUUAAAAGGAGCUGGUCUCCUGGCCCUUAAUUUACAUCAGGUGGGGGCUCGUCCGGGAUAGCCACGCCCACCGAGGACCCCAGGACUGGGACGGCCGCCCACCCUGGGCCUCCGAGGGACUGCUGGCUACCUGGAUCAAGGGAUCAGCAUGGGACCACGCGACGCACAGGAGCACCGGAAGGGUGUUGCUGACUACACACACCGCGGUACGGACUCGGGAAAAGGGUUGGACUCACAUCACUCGAGUUAAAGGGCCAGUAACACCUCCUGACGAAGGACCAAGCUCCCCUGCACUACCCGCAGAACCAGUGGAAGGGACCCCAUCCACUAACUCACAGGAGUGGACAGUAAUUCAAAAUCCAAAGGACUUGAAAUUAAUUCUCAGGAGAAACUCAGGACCUGAGGACUGAACAAGGACUGAAGGACAGUUAAGGAAUCUGUUAUGGGAUAAAUGGAAUGAAUUUUGUAAACUGUUGCACACUGUUUUAAUGGUUGUUACAAGCCUUACAUAAAGGUUAAAAGUUUUUCAUAUACAGAAAAAAAAAAGAAAAAAAAAAAAAGUUCUUCUCCUACUGAGUACUCCCAAGAGGGGCAAGGAAAAGAUUAGGGAACAGAGAGAGUGAAGGCAGCCAGUGUCAGGAGACUCUAUAGAAUAUACAGAGAGACCUCGGCCCAAGAGGCAAGACCGUGGGGUGUCGGCAUGAGGGAAAUGGCCCCUACCGGACUCUUGGAGAAAUUGAUGGUGAUACUACUAAUAUAUGGUACUCUCAGCAAAGGAGAGAACCCCUGCACUAAGUGCUAUCACCCCAUAUAUGAUGGGGAAGACCUGAGGUCCCUAUUCAGAGUCCACACUAACAUUAACCCAAGCUGUUUUAAUCACUCUCAGUUAAUUACCUGUCAAGAGGACGGGAAAGUUUAUUGGACCACAAGAAAUACGGCCUCUUAUAGGCAGCGCCUACUUGGGGAGUGCCCAAUAGGAGAAGCUUGGUUUUGUUUUGAAAACGAAGGAUUAAAAGACAUAGUUAAGGAAAAACAAUUGAUGUGGAAAAAGGAUGAUCCUGAUAUCCCCUUAGGAAAAAAUUUGUUCAUCGAUUUGGUUGAAAGGAUAAGCAAAGAACUAAAUUUGACUAGUUGCUGGAUUUGUGGAAGUACCCAAAUGACAGAAAUUUGGCCUUGGGAGGGGAUUGGUUUAAGCCCACUAGAAAUUCUGAGGUGGAAACAGACAAAACCAAAAUAUGAACUAUUGGCAUCUAGGGGGAGGGAAAAAUGGGAUUUAAAAUCAAAAAUAAUAGGGGAAGAGUGCAUUCUAAGAAUAGGGAAAAGGUACAACACCCCUGUAGGGAAGAUGGCAUGUAAAAGAUAUUUAUUAAUAAAGAAUUUGGAGGCCAAAUGGGUCCCGAGGGAGCCCCUUACAUACUGGGCCAUCGGGAAAACAGAAAAGGGAUGCAUAUAUCAUGAAGGAUAUAACCUUCAUAAAUGCACAGAAAAAGGAGUAAACCCCUUUUGGGGAAUCAGAGAAGUAUCAAAGUUUUGGGAAUUCCCAACCGAAGUGAGAGAUGGAUUCUGGCAGGUCCCAGAGUAUUUAUUUUGGAUUUGUGGGGAUACUGCAUAUACAAGACUCCCGGGAGACUGGGCACGGAGUUGCACCAUAGGGGUCAUUAAACCAGCCUUUUUCCUACUACCCAAGAAGUCAGGAGCACAUUUAGGAGUCCCGGUAUAUGAUGACCUGAGAAAGGAAGAGAGAAAGAAAAGGGACUUAAUUGACAUGGGAGGUACACAGACAUGGAAAAGCAAAGUAUGUACUCCAGAUGAAAUCAUUCGAACCUACGGCCCGGCCACUUGGGCUCAAGACGGAUCCUGGGGCUACCGGACUCCUAUUUAUAUGUUGAAUAGAAUAAUCAGACUCCAAGCAGUGCUUGAAAAAGUAUCCAAUCGCACAGCACUAGUAUUUGAGCACAUAAGUGACCAAUUGUCCCAAACCAGAACAGUAAUCUAUCAAAUUAGAUUGGCAGUAGAUUACUUAUUAGCUGAUGAAGGAGGAAUAUGUGGAAAAUUCAAUUCCUCCAAAUGCUGCUUGGAGAUUGAUGACAAAAGUGAGGUGAUUAAAAACAUUUCUAAAGAAAUCCGAAAAUUGGCCUAUGUGGGGAAUCAAGAAUGGACUCCCUUAAUAGACAGUGACUGGUGGGAUGAAUUUUGGUCUUUCAAAGGGAAAUGGUGGAAAAAGGCUGCGUUUAUUACUAUUUGUGCAAUAACUGGACUGUUAUUUUUACCCUGCUUAUUUCCCUGUCUAGUCCGAAUCCUGACCUCAACUGUGCAAGCUAGCAUCCAACUUCCCGAGGCAGCUAACAAAAAGCAAACAAGGAUCAUGGUGAUGGAAAGCCAAGACCAGAAACACGCAGAUGCCAAAGAAAUAUAUAACCAAUACAAAAGACUUAGGAAAUUUUAUUUCCAAGAACCAGAGACUGCAAAUUGAUGCGGGCAUCCGCCCGAUCAAAUAAAUAGAGGGGGGAGUUGUUAUGAAUGAAUUCAGUAAAAGUUACAUAUUUGUUGUGCCCCCAUGUUCAUUCCAAUUGUACCCCCCCCUGUUAUGUCUCCCACUGUGGAUGUCUCUCCCUGUUCAUUCCAGUUGUGCCCUGGUUGUAAUACACCCCCCCUGUUUGCUGCUUCUAUAUGUCUCCCCAUGUCCCUUCUAACUGUACCCUUGUUGUAAUACCCCCCCCGGUUGUUAUAUGCUCCCCUAUGUUCACUGGUGUUGCAUAAUACCCCCCUGUUACCCCCUUGUUAAAUCCCUUAUUGUUACCCUCAUUCAGUCCCUCGGGCAUUGCCUUCGCUGCUCCCAAAAAUGGCGGCCAGAAACAACCUCGGCAGUAUGCAAAUGAGGUGAAGCAGAACAGAAUCCACCAAAAGGGCCUAAAAACACCAAAAUAACGUGGAAACUCGAGGAACCAAGUGACUGGACCUAGUGGGAAGAGUCCUCCCAUGCCAUCAAUCGAGUUCUGGAGGUCACCACCACCUAAAAGUAGCCAGACCGAGAUGAGGACCCUAGUCUACGAGCCACUAAUUGUCUUCCUAGGCACGCCCUCGAGGACGGAAGCCCCAGUUCUGCUGUGAAGCACAACUGUUCACCUUCUCUGCGUCGCCGAAGGGAGCAGCACACCUCGGGCCCCCACCCAGAGCUGAUCACCUAAUAAAGGCCUUUUAAAAGGAGCUGGUCUCCUGGCCCUUAAUU
This is a messenger RNA of Vidua chalybeata, 3420 nucleotides long. RefSeq names its product endogenous retrovirus group 3 member 1 Env polyprotein-like. NCBI's taxonomy places the organism in Eukaryota, Metazoa, Chordata, Aves, Passeriformes, Viduidae. The record is from RefSeq and is a predicted model, not a curated record. The transcript has 2 exons. Bases 892 to 2664 code for a protein of 590 amino acids.